CUCGGCCUGACUGCUCCAACUUCCUGCUCUCACACACACCAGAGGGGGGGAAAAGAGGAGCGAGAGAAAGAAAAAAAGGGGGAAAAAUCAGGAUCUCAUUACAAGAGCAACAGACCGUCUGCAGACGCCUGUCAGCAUGGAAAGUCGGGGGCUUUCGCCCGGGUCCUCCUAGAAAUUGCCCCGAAGAAGGAUCUUGAGAGCUCCCCCACAUCUGGGUAUGGAGAGUGCAAUCACGCUGUGGCAGUUCCUGUUGCAGUUGCUGCUUGACCAGAAACACGAGCAUCUCAUCUGCUGGACCUCCAAUGAUGGUGAAUUCAAGCUCCUCAAAGCAGAAGAAGUGGCCAAGCUGUGGGGACUGCGCAAAAACAAGACGAAUAUGAACUACGACAAGCUGAGCAGAGCCCUGCGAUACUAUUACGACAAGAACAUCAUCAAGAAGGUGAUCGGGCAGAAGUUUGUGUACAAGUUCGUCUCUUUCCCGGAGAUACUGAAAAUGGAUCCUCAUGCAGUGGAGAUCAGCCGGGAGAGCCUUGUGCUGCAGGACGGCGACUGCAAGGUGCCCCCCGAGGGCCGCGAGGCCCACAAACACAGCCUAUCCGCCCUCAAGAGAACCAGCCGCAAUGAAUACAUCCACUCAGGCCUGUACUCCUCCUUCACCAUCAAUUCCCUGCAGAACCCACCGGAGGCCUUCAAAACCAUCAAGACGGAGAAGCUGGAGGAGCCACCGGAAGACAGCCCCCCGGUGGAAGAAGUCAGGACUGUGAUCAGGUUUGUGACCAAUAAAACCGACAAGCAGGUCACCAGGCCUGUGGUGUCCCUGCCCUCCACAUCUGAGGCUGCGGCCGCCUCCGCCUUCCUGGCCUCUUCGGUCUCCGCCAAGAUCUCCUCUUUAAUGCUGCCCAAUGCCGCCAGCAUCUCAUCCGCAUCGCCCUCUUCCUCCCGGUCCCCGUCCCUGUCCCCCAACUCGCCCCUCCCUUCUGAACACAGAAGCCUCUUCCUGGAGGCCGCCUGCCAUGACUCGGAUUCCCUGGAGCCCUUGAACCUGUCAUCGGGCUCCAAGACCAAGUCUCCAUGUCUUCCCCCAAAGGCCAAAAAACCCAAAGGCUUGGAAAUCUCCGCGCCCCCACUGGUGCUGUCCGGCACUGACCUCGGCUCCAUCGCCCUCAACAGCCCAGCCCUCCCCUCGGGAUCCCUCACCCCAGCCUUCUUCACUGCACAGACACCAAAUGGACUGCUUCUGACCCCGAGUCCACUGCUGUCCAGCAUACAUUUCUGGAGCAGCCUCAGUCCAGUUGCUCCGCUGAGUCCUGCCAGGCUGCAAGGGCCCAACACGCUGUUCCAGUUCCCCACACUGCUUAACGGCCACAUGCCAGUGCCACUCUCCAGUCUGGACAGAGCUGCUUCUCCAGUAUUGCUUUCUUCCAACUCUCAGAAAUCCUGAUGACGACUGACCACAACUAAGGACUCAUUAACUGAUGAAGCAAAUUUGUCCUCAUGGGCUAGUUUACCUGUGUCAUGAGAAGGACGUUGUGAAACCCUCUGUUAAUUUGGUUGCACUUUUCAUAACAUGGAUAGUCUAGGUUUAUGUUAGCAUUUUCAAAACUGUUUUUUUUUAUAUAUUCAAAUAUAUAAGGAAAUCUGUUUUGCAUUAAGUGAAUCUUAAUGUUUUUUUUUAUAUCCUCUUAGCUCAUAAGUGUUGAACACUGUUGACAGUGAAGAACUUUUCUUAAUGUUUUCAGUAUAACUAAUAAGGAUGUGAAGCUUUUUUUUUUUUGCUAUAAUUCUGCAUAUGCUGAACUGUGCUUAUAUACACUAUAGCCAGCUGUGCCUUCCUUGGCAUUUAGUUUUAUGUAAAUGAUUUAUAUAUUUUCUAGUACUAAGAAAAAAUGUUUGAAAGACAAAAAUCAGUAUCAAACAGCUCUCUAGUAAAAAUUUCAUUACUUUUCACAAGUGGGAGAUAUGAAAGCAGAUUCAUACCACUUUUCCUUUUUUUGCUUUCGGUUGUAUAAGAAUUGCCUUAGAACCUCUUUUUAACUGAAAUUCAGUAAAUGUAAUGUCCAAGUAAUGUUUUUAUAAGCAAACUAAGCCAUAUUUAGACAAUAAACAUUCACAAAAGAAAAUGUUCUUCUAAAGUGCAUUAAAAAAAAAAAAAAGUAACUAUGGAGGUCUAGCCUCCUAGUGGUUUAUAGUAUCAUUAGAUUUUUUCCAAAAAUCUGAGAUAGAAAAGCUGCAUCCAGCUCAUGCUGUUCAAGACCUUGGAAUAUUUCCUAGGUUAGAACAUAUUCUUUUUUCAAGAAAUUAGUCCUGGCUCUCCCAUCUUCCAUAGAGAAUCAUACCUAUCUGAUAUAUUUACUGUGUCUGUCUGAUGAGGGUUUUUCUAAAUCUUGGAACAACUGACAUUUAAAAAUCGAAUGCUUUGGAAAAGGCUCAGACUGGUGAUGAAUCCAAACAACAAACAAUUUUGUAACACCAGGUAUCAUCGUGUGCUUAGGUAGUAGUCACCAUUUUUAGUGGAUUAAAAAAAAAAAUGCCAUCAAACAGAGAACUGGCGAUACUGAAGGACUUGCACGUAGAAAUUCAGAAGUAGGAUAUAGUACUUUCUGUACUACUAAAUUCAUGGUGAGAAUGAAGAAAAUCUGGUGAAAAACAAUUUCUUCGGGAAGGUCAUCACUGUGGAACUGAAUGGAUUACUUGGAGUACUCUACAGUAAAUGCCCUUGUGCAGUAUAGGUUAGAGCUGCAAUAACAGAAACGCAUUUUCUGUUCUUUCUGCAGGCAUCGUUCCAGUAGCAUCACACCUGUACAUGAAAUAGGCAAGCCCUAAGACAAGAUAAGAGAACUGGAAAGUGCCCAGUGCUUUAAGUUCACAAUGAGGUUAAUUAUAAUACCAAACUACCAAAUCCUAAAAUCAGUUUGAAACAUAACUGAAUAAUGAACCCAAACUGGACAUUAAAUGGCAGGGAUUAUGAGAGAAGGUAAACAAUGAGGUUUCUAGAAACCCACUUCUUGAAUUUGGGGGACAAUCUAAAAUAUUGAGACUUACAAAUUUUGAGAUUUUCAACUGGAAUGGAGCAUCUCUGUAUGUGGGGAUGUGUGCCCUUAUUAAGAGGGAGGGGAAAAAAAAUAAAAACCCUAAACAAUUUAAUAUGCCUCUAUGACUAAAGGGAUUGGCUCCCAAACCCACAAAUAGACACUACUGUCACACACCCACCCCACCCCCCCAUAAGCUAAGGAUGAUUCUGUAUUACAGUACAAGAAGCUGGCUCAGGGAACUGAUGUUUACCAAAUAUUAGGUCGGAAAAGCCAUGAUGUGUUUUUCUAUGCAAAAAUGUGUCACGGACUUUCCCAACGACCCAAUACAAAAAGUUAGAGCUAGAGGGAGCCAUUGAGCGUUUUUCCUACCACCUGUUCCCCGACCAGGACAAGCCGGGAGUUGCCUAAGGCCACACAGCUCCUGGCACGUAGAACAGGGAUUGGUGCUCAGCCCAAUUCUGCUUCCCUGAUGCCUAGCGCUAAUUACUGUCCCCCAAACUGAAUGUGUGGUUAAAACUGAAAACAGAUACGUAUACGGCACUUAAAGUUGUUUUGUCAGCUAAGAGAAAGCAUGCCAAAUGCAAUAAUCUUAUAGAACAACUCACUAAAGGAAGUUAAUAUACAAAAAUCUCAACCAAAAAUAUUUUAGUAUUGUUUGUAAAUAUAAACACUGAUUGAAAAUAUCUCAACAACUAUAAAAAUCUAACUCUUGUUUUCUUUUCCUCCAGUUACAAUUGGUUAAUGUACACUCCAGAUCCAUUUAUUAGAAAUGGAGAAAUACUACCAUUUUGGAGGGGUCGAAAUACUUGCUGUCACAGAGAUCUGGAGGAACUGAAGUGUGACUUGUAUAGCUGUGUCUCAUUCUGUGCGUGUUUUUGUAACAGAAGCAUUUUAGUCAGGAAAUAGGUUUUAAAAAACAUUAAUUAACUCCCCCCCCCCCAGCCCUUUGUAUAUGUUCGCUUGAUCAGUGUUAUUCUGCUAUGGCUAACCUUUUAUAGAACAUAACCUGAACCUUGGUCUCUUUGUAUUCAUCUUUUCUAAGACUGCAAAUCUUCUCUCACUUUCAUAUAUGUAUCAUUUUUACUGUUAUAUUAUUUUUGUUCAAUAAAUACUUUGUGAUAAAAAGG
Molecule: messenger RNA, 4159 nt
Organism: Tupaia belangeri chinensis (Chinese tree shrew)
Lineage: Eukaryota; Metazoa; Chordata; Mammalia; Scandentia; Tupaiidae
Gene: ELK3
Product: ETS transcription factor ELK3
Exons: 5
Coding region: 218-1441 (407 amino acids)
Biological process (GO): regulation of transcription by RNA polymerase II; cell differentiation
Cellular component (GO): nucleus
Molecular function (GO): sequence-specific DNA binding; DNA-binding transcription factor activity, RNA polymerase II-specific
Source: RefSeq, a predicted model, not a curated record